Messenger RNA from Acanthamoeba castellanii str. Neff, 1635 nucleotides. RefSeq lists its product as uncharacterized. The record is from RefSeq and is a predicted model, not a curated record. NCBI's taxonomy places the organism in Eukaryota, Discosea, Longamoebia, Acanthamoebidae. The transcript has 14 exons. Bases 1 to 1635 code for a protein of 544 amino acids. Gene Ontology annotation, biological process: regulation of transcription by RNA polymerase II. Gene Ontology annotation, molecular function: RNA polymerase II cis-regulatory region sequence-specific DNA binding; DNA-binding transcription factor activity, RNA polymerase II-specific.
AUGGUCCCCAGGGGCGAUACCAGCGACCUCAUCUUCGCUUGGCUCACCAACAACUUCGAGGAGAGGUUUGGCUCGAUCCUGUCGCGCGAGGAGGCCUACGACCCCUACGUGGCCCACUGCGAGCGCAUGCACUACGAGCACACCACCCUCGCCGUCUUCGCCAAGCUCUUCAAGGAAGCUUUCCCCGGCGUGCUCACGAGGCGGCUGGUGCGCGGCCGAGACGGGCAGAAGCGGUGCUACGUGGGCGUGGCUUUCCGCCCGCGGCCCGGGUCGGACUUGGCCCCGCCUCGGUGGCCCCGCCCGGCCUCGGCACCGGCACCCACCAUCACCUGGGUCGAAGAGAACCGCGCGAUGCGACCAGACGCCGGCGCAGGACGGAAGCGAGCGCGUGACCUAGGCGGCGGUGUGACCAGCGUGAGUAGCACCAACCAACACCCACCGCUCGCGACGACCGGCUCGUGCACGACUGCCGUCACCCCGACGAGUGAUGACGGUGACGACGCGGCGCAUUGCUACGACGAAGAGGAAGCGGAGGUGAGACAGGACGUCGAGCACUACCAGGAGGAAGUGGUGGCGGUCGGAAGGACCGGGGCUCACCUCGAGCCGACAGCCGUGCUCGAAUAUCUCGUUCAACUGUACGUCAAGGAGCUGUGGGGCAUCAACCCGAUCAACCCGGCGACGACGGACAUCGAAACGCUGCGGACGGGCGUGGGAUCGGAGGAGGAGAGCUCCUCGCUCACCCUCGCCAGCUGCCUACUCAUGAGCAGCACGAGCUUCCUGGCAGGCCACUGGCAACUUGCCAAGCACUACUUCUACCUGGCGCGCCGGCACCUGGGCGAGCUGUUUGACAUUCCUGACUACGACGUCGCCUGUGCGCUGUUCCCGCUGGCCUGGUGGAGCCGCCUCUACGCCAACAAUUAUGAAGAGGGUCUGAGCAAGCAGAGCUACUACCUCACGGUCGGUAAGCAGAUCUGCGAGAGCGUGGACGCACAAAACGACGAAACUUAUCGGAGCUUCACCUACGUUGGCGGUGAGUGGGCGCUCACAUCACUGCUGCUGCGCCAUUAUCAGCAUCAGCUCCAACCUCGCGAAGAAGACCCGUCGGAGAUCAUCGCGGCAUCGAAGCUGCGAGAGCCCUAUCGCCGGAAGUGGAAGCCUGUGCGGGGCCUCACCCACGCCCGGCCCGACACUGCGACUAGCAUCGAGAUCCGCCAGCUGGUCGGGCAGAUGUAUUGCGAUGUCCAUCCCAUCUGCGCCUUCUACCAAGAAAAUGGGUGGAAUCAUCCCGGGUGGGUGGAACGCAAGGAGAUCCUCAAGGAGAAUCUGGGCACAGUCAAUGAGCUCGAGGAGAAGCUCGUUGCCGAAAUCCGAGGAGAUCGAUCAUGCACCCUUAUGUACACUAUGAUGCUCUGCGAGGUGUGCGCCUUGCGCAUGUUCAUCUACUGGGCUCUGCAGAGCGGGCAGCACGUCUAUGCAGCCAAAAAAUUCGUGCAGCUGCUGCUGGAGGUUGACAUCCUUGUCAAGGCAAAUGAGAGGCAGCUGCUUGCACAGUGGUAUACCACGCAGCUGACGCAUGCCAAGUCAUUCUACUGGAUGCACCACAUGUGCCAGUAUAUCCAGCAGCAUCCACACUGA